UGGGAUGCCGGCGAGCCCCUUCCUUCCGCUUUUAGCCGCGCCCCUUGGAAAAAAAAAAAUACCGGCGGCUGCCUGAGAAAGAAAGAGGCGAGGAAGGAAGCACAUAACGGAGAGAGGUGCAAAGGUCAUCAUUUUCCUCCCACGGAGGUUUUCGCCCGCCGGCUUUGUAGAUUUCCGUUUGAGGAGUUUGAUCUGAGCAGUGCUUCGAUUUGCUGACGAGAAAGAUGGCUGAUCCUUGGCAAGAAUGCAUGGAUUUUGCAGUUAUUUUAGCAAGAAAAGCUGGAGAGGUAGUUCGGGAAGCACUAACAAAGGACAUAGCUAUCAUGAUUAAAAGCUCUCCAGCAGAUCUAGUGACUGUCACUGAUCAAAAAGUAGAAAAUAUGCUUAUUUCUUCUAUAAAGGAAAAAUACCCAUCUCACAGUUUUAUUGGAGAAGAAUCUGUUGCUGCUGGUGCAAAAAGUACCUUGACAGAUAAUCCCACUUGGAUUAUUGACCCUAUUGAUGGAACGACUAACUUUGUUCACAGGUUUCCCUUUGUGGCUGUUUCAAUUGGCUUUGUUGUAAAGAAACAGAUGGAAUUUGGAAUUGUAUACAGCUGUGUAGAAGACAAAAUGUACACCGGCAGGAAAGGAAAAGGAGCAUUUUGCAACGGGCAAAAGCUCCAAGUAUCAAAACAACAAGAUAUUACCAAAGCACUCUUAGUGUCAGAGUUGGGAUCCAACCGUGAUCCAGAGGUUAUAAAAACUGUUCUUUCUAACAUGCAAAGACUACUGAACAUUCCUAUUCAUGGGAUUAGAGCAGUUGGGACUGCAGCCGUAAACAUGUGCCUGGUGGCAACAGGAGGAGCAGAUGCCUACUACGAGAUGGGCAUUCACUGCUGGGAUAUGGCAGGGGCUGGGAUUAUCAUUAUGGAAGCGGGCGGAGUGCUGCUCGAUGUCUCAGGGGCACCAUUUGAUUUGAUGUCAAGAAGAAUAAUUGCUGCAAAUAGCCAAGUACUAGCAGAGCGGAUAGCAAAAGAGAUUCAGAUCAUUCCCUACCAAAGGGAUGACGAAACAAAUUAAAUGUUAUAAUUGCACCAUCUCUGUUAUGGACAAUUCCUAUCAGCUGGUCUGUAUACUUAAAAAGAGCUUUUAAUGUGAAAUGCACCCUUUGUGCUAGGGCACGUGAUAUAGAUCUGUUGCUGAAUUCUGACAUUUCAAAGCUUGAUGCUUCAGUCCUUCCCAAAGUUCCUAGAAAUGUGUUCUGU
Molecule: messenger RNA, 1246 nt
Organism: Podarcis raffonei (Aeolian wall lizard)
Lineage: Eukaryota; Metazoa; Chordata; Lepidosauria; Squamata; Lacertidae
Gene: IMPA1
Product: inositol monophosphatase 1
Exons: 9
Coding region: 225-1061 (278 amino acids)
Biological process (GO): phosphatidylinositol phosphate biosynthetic process; signal transduction; inositol metabolic process
Molecular function (GO): inositol monophosphate 1-phosphatase activity
Source: RefSeq, a predicted model, not a curated record